AUGUCUGCUGCUAUUGAGAAGCAGGAGCUCAGCGCGCUCGAGCGCGCGUCGUCCACCGACGCCGGGCUCAAGCGCACCGUCAGCACCGCGAAGGGUGCCGGUCUCGGCGCCGACCUCGUCGGCGACGAGCGUAUCGAGCUGACUGAGGAGGAUGACCGCCGCAUCCUCCGCAAGACCGACAAGAUCAUCCUCAGCGUCCUCUGCUGGGUCUACUUCCUGCAGAUCCUCGACAAGUCGGUCCUCGGCCUCGGCAACGUGUGGGGCCUGUCCGCCGACACUGGCCUCUCAAGCAAGCAGUACUCGCAGAUGGCCAUGAUGAACGCCAUCGCGCAGCUCGGGUGGCAGCCGUUCAGCUCCUACAUCAUCGUCAAGGUGCCCGCUCGCUACCUCCUCACCUUCCUCUGUUUCGCCUGGGGCGCCUCGCAGGCGUGCAUGGCCGCCGCGCACAACUUUGGUGGGCUCGUCGCUACGCGUUUCCUGCUCGGCCUGUUCGAGGCAGGCUGUCUGCCGCUGUUCGGCGUCCUCACCGCCCAGUGGUACCGCCGAUCCGAGCAGCCGAUCCGUGUGGCGGCUUGGUACUCGACCAACGGUCUCGCCACAAUUUUCGCCGCGUUCGUCUCGUGGGCCCUCGGACACGUCAAGAACGACAACAUCCACGCAUGGCAGCUCCUGUUCAUCAUCGUCGGCGCGAUCACGGUGCUGACCGCCCCGUGGAUCUGGUGGAUGAUCGACUCGGACAUCCCCUCCGCCCGCUUCCUCACCGAGACUGAGAAGGCCCAGGCCAUCGAGCGCCUCCGCGCCAACCAGACCGGCACGGGAUCCAACGAAUUCAAGUGGAGCCACGUCUGGGAGCUCUUCUACGACGUCAAGUCGUGGCUGUGGCUCGCCAUGGCUCUCCUCCUCAACAUCGGCGCCUCCGUCACCAACGUCUUCGGUCCAACCCUCAUCGCCGGCUUCGGCUUCGACAAGUACAAGACGACUCUUUUGAACAUGCCCUUUGGCUUCUUGCAGUUCGCUGUGAUCCUUCUCUCGUCGUGGAUGGCCCAGGCGUUCCGGAUCAAAGGCGCGGUGCUCGCGGGCUUCAUGGCGCCGGUCCUCAUCGGCUGUGGCCUCCUCUACUGGCAGAGCACUGGCGCCCACAAACAGUCGAUCUCGCUGGUCGGCUACUACCUUCUGUCUGCUCUGUUCGGCGGCAACCCGCUCAUUGUCUCGUGGAUGAUGGCAAACACGGCCGGACAGACGAAGAAGACGAGCGUGAUCAGCCUCUACAACGCCGGCUCUGCCGCCGGAAACAUCAUCGGCCCGCUCCUCUUCUCCUCGGGCAAGCCGUACUACGUCUCGGGCCUCAAGGCCGUGCUUGGCAUCUUCUGCGCCAUGCUCGUGUGCAUCGGCCUCCAGGUCGCCGCCCUGUUCUUCUACAACAAGGUGCGCCAGAACCAGCGUGUGGCGGCCGGCAAGCCAAAGUACAUCAAGGACACGUCGAUGGAGAGCAAGUACGUUGCCUUCGGCCAGGAGGACGAGCAGCACGAGGGCGACGGCCCCCGUCUCGGCCAGAACGCCCUUCUCGACAUGACCGACUUCAAGAACGACGAGUUUGUGUACCUGUACUAA
Molecule: messenger RNA, 1611 nt
Organism: Vanrija pseudolonga
Lineage: Eukaryota; Fungi; Basidiomycota; Tremellomycetes; Trichosporonales; Trichosporonaceae
Product: putative transporter
Exons: 2
Coding region: 1-1611 (536 amino acids)
Biological process (GO): transmembrane transport
Cellular component (GO): membrane
Molecular function (GO): transmembrane transporter activity
Source: RefSeq, a predicted model, not a curated record